AUGCAAUAUGUCCGCUUCGGUAACACGGGUAUGAAGGUAUCGCGAUUCUGUUUAGGAUGUAUGUCAUAUGGAUCGUCCAAGUGGCUAGCCUGGGUAAAGGAUGAAGAAGAAUCACUUGAAUUGAUUGGUAAAGCGUAUAAAGCUGGUAUCAACUUCUUUGAUACUGCCAAUAUGUACUCAAAUGGGGAGAGUGAACGCGUUUUGGGCAAAGCUAUAAAGAAGUUCAAUAUGCCAAGAUCUCGUAUCGUUAUUGCUACCAAGCUUUUCUUUCCUGUCAUAGCUGAAAAGGCCCAUGGCGAUGAGCUUGAAGGCGUUAAUGACAAAGGACUGUCCCGCAAGCAUAUCUUUGAUGCUGUGGAUGCUUCCCUCAAGAGACUGGAUGUUGAUUACAUUGACCUUUAUCAAAUUCAUCGAUUUGACCCUGAAACGCCACUUGAAGAGACCAUGGAGGCUUUAAAUGAUUUGGUUCGCUCUGGUAAAGUCCGAUAUAUUGGCGCUAGCUCAGGUUACGCAUGGCAAUUCCAAAAGGCAAAUGCUAUUGCUGAAAGAAGAGGGUGGGCCAAGUUUGUGUCUAUGCAAAACCUGUAUAAUUUACUUUAUCGCGAAGAAGAACGAGAGAUGGUUCCUUAUUGUCAAGACAGUGGUAUUGCUAUUAUUCCUUGGUCGCCUUUGGCUAGAGGCUUAUUGACUGGCAAGAACAGAGAGUCCAUCCGCUUACAAAUGGAUGGAUACAUACCGGCUCUCUUCCAAGACAGGCAAGCCCAGAACAACGAUGAAAUUAUUGACAGGGUCAUUGAAUUAGCAAAGAAAUACAAUCGUCCGCCAGCUCAGAUUGCUUUAGCAUGGAUGUUAUCCAAGCCAUACAUCACUUCUCCAAUUGUUGGUGUUGGUAAAGAAUCACAUUUACAUGAUUUACUUUAUGCUCUGGAAGUUAAGCUAAGUAAUGAAGAUAUUAAAUACCUUGAAGAAAUAUAUACUCCUCAUGAAGUAGCCCGUGUCUAA
This is a messenger RNA of Rhizopus microsporus ATCC 52813, 1002 nucleotides long. Its product is annotated as versiconal hemiacetal acetate reductase. The transcript has 3 exons. Bases 1 to 1002 code for a protein of 333 amino acids. The record is from RefSeq and is a predicted model, not a curated record. Lineage: Eukaryota; Fungi; Mucoromycota; Mucoromycetes; Mucorales; Rhizopodaceae.